This is a messenger RNA of Telopea speciosissima, 1038 nucleotides long. Its product is annotated as mitochondrial succinate-fumarate transporter 1-like. The transcript has 2 exons. Gene Ontology annotation, biological process: fumarate transport; succinate transport. Lineage: Eukaryota; Viridiplantae; Streptophyta; Magnoliopsida; Proteales; Proteaceae. Bases 97 to 1035 code for a protein of 312 amino acids. The record is from RefSeq and is a predicted model, not a curated record.
AUUCUGCAGAGAAAGCGAGAGAGAGAGAGAGAAGGGAAAAGAGAGAACGAACACGCAGGGAUAAAUUCUUUUUUGUCACUUUGAAAAGCAUUAAAAAUGGCUGAAGAACAGAAACCGAAUCAGAAUCGCCAGAAAUCGAUCCCACCUUAUAUGAAGGCGGUCUCUGGUUCGAUCGGAGGGGUAGUGGAGGCUUGUUGUCUGCAACCGAUCGAUGUAAUUAAGACGAGGUUGCAGCUCGAUAGGUCUGGAGCUUACAAAGGAAUUAUCCACUGUGGGACCACCAUUUCACAGGCCGAAGGCGUCCGAGCUCUCUGGAAAGGUUUAACUCCCUUCGCCACUCAUCUCACUCUCAAGUAUGCUCUUCGAAUGGGUUCCAACGCUCUGUUUCAAACUGCGUUCAAGGAUUCUCAGACUGGGAAUCUCAGUAAUCAAGCACGCUUACUCUCUGGUUUCGGUGCUGGGGUUCUCGAAGCCCUCGUUAUUGUUACCCCCUUUGAGGUGGUGAAGAUUAGACUGCAACAACAGAAAGGACUGAGCCCUGGGCUUCUGAAGUACAAGGGUCCUAUACACUGUGCUCGAAUGAUCAUCCGGGAGGAAGGUCUCUUUGGGCUCUGGGCUGGUGCUGCUCCCACUGUUAUGCGCAAUGGGACGAACCAGGCUGCCAUGUUCACGGCAAAGAAUACAUUCGAUGUAGUUCUUUGGAGGAAAAAUGAAGGAGAUGGAAAGGUCCUCCAACCAUGGCAGUCCAUGGUGUCAGGGUUUUCGGCAGGAACUGUAGGUCCAAUUUGCACAGGCCCCUUUGAUGUAGUGAAGACAAGGCUCAUGGCUCAAAGCCGAUCAGGCGAUGGGAUUAAGUACAAGGGGAUGUUCCACGCAAUUCGAACUAUUGGUGCAGAAGAAGGUGUGCUUGCAUUGUGGAAAGGAUUGCUGCCUAGGCUCAUGAGGAUACCCCCUGGCCAGGCCAUCAUGUGGGCAGUGGCUGACCAAAUGACUGGCUUCUAUGAGAAGAGAUACUUAAACAAUGCACCCUUGUAGGCA